UAUCAAGAGCAUUAAGCGCUUACGUGGAGUCAUAAAAGAGGUAGAAGAGUAAAGAAAGAAAGAUAAGAAGAAGAACAAAAUAUUUAAGUUCUUUUGUUUACAGUAAACAAGCAGAGAUGUAAAAGUCCAACUUCAGAAAGUGCAAGUCCUGCCAGGUGUUGAUUCUGUGUGCUUAACACAGGUGAUUUCACUAAUUAACUAAUCUACCUGGCUUAAAAAAAUGUGCUAAUUAGAAUCAGAUUAUUUAAAUGAAUGGUUGGAAUAAAAAUGUGGCAUGACUUACUUUCUGAAGCUGAACUUUUACACCUCUGUAAGUGAUCACAUUACAAAGUAAUAGGCAAUACAAGCAACUGAUUAUGUGUGCUGUUGGAUGGUAAUUACACUAAAUAUCUCCUUUUUGGAGGGCAUAUCAUGUUUUUUUGUUUGUUUUUGUGGCCCCAAUAAUACAAUAUGGGUGAGUCCUUGCAUGGGAAAUGCAUAUGACAGACAUACUGUAAUAUAGCAGCAGGGGAAAAAAUGCCAGAAGCUAUAGGUGUCUGAGAGUUUGUCAUACCUUUCAGUAGAUCAAGGCCACGGCUUAGACGGCAUUGUUGUUAGAUGACCUAAUUAUAACCUUUUACAACAAGGAAGCAUGUGUGUGUUAUAUUUCCCCCAAGUAUAUAAGGCUGUGCUUUGACCUGGUUUCCAUUUUCAAGCUGAGAUUCAGUGUCGAACACCAACUACAAGUGAGUUCAAAAUGUUUAUUUUACCUUUUUAAAAUGGCACUGCAGUUUCGGUUAGUGUAAGGAUGUUACACUGUCGUUGUUGUUGUAUUUUAUCUUAAUUCAAAUCUUCUGGUUCAUCAAAACCAACUAGUUAUGAACUUUUUUAGAAUUUCUUAUUUCAAUUUCUGACUUUAACUCACUCUUAGCAACACUGUAGGCAUAUUGUCUAUAUGAACCUUAUUAUUUAGUGUUUUUUAAAUUAAAUAAUUACCUAUAGGUCUCAAACCCUACUCUCUAUUCCCAAAACCUUGCAACAAAUCAGCAAAACAUUUAAAAUGAUUUGAAAAACUCCUUAAACUCUUUUAAAAAUCUUGUUUUUGUGUCAAAACAGUUUAUAGAUUGUAUUGCGAAGCUCUAGAAUCUUUGGUUAACACAAUCAUCGUGUGAAUAAGCACACAAAGCACCAGCUACUGUACACAUUGAUACAAAUAAAUAUGCUACAGUACAUCUCGCCUUUAUUCUAUGUCUGGCCAGAAGAUUUCAUCCACAUCACAAUGUUGUGUUGUACAGGCAUCUCCUGGUAUGGUCUUACUUCUUCAUCUCACCAUCCUCCUCCCCUCCUCUAAUUAUAUCCCCUCUCACUCUCUGUCCAAAAUUAUACUAGAUUUUAGUGUGGACCAAAGUUGUACCUGUGACUGAUUUCUGAAAAAAAAAAUGUUUUACCAAACUCUUUAAAAGAGUUUUUAUUGUGAGCUAUACUUGCCCAUUCUAUGCAAAACUUCAUUUCAACAUGCCUUUCUGUAAGAAAAACUGCCUGAAGCAAAGAGGAAAGAGUUAAUAGUAAACCGUGAUGCAAGCCCUCAAUGAAACAAUCUUAAGAAUACACGAGGCACUCUGUAAUUAAAGUGAUUUACACUUGAAGAGUGAUCCUGAAUGCAUCAUUCAAUAAUUUUCUUAUCAUUCUAACAGGAUAUUGGCAACACCACAUACUGUCAUCUAACAAAGAGAAGGCAUCAACAUGGCCUAUGUAACAAGUGGUACUUCAUCCCCAUUGCGGUUUUUGGUGCAAAAGAAAAUUCAGAUCAGACUUGGACCCCCAAUUGCCUACCGACUGCCAACAGAGAAGAGAUACGUGAAUGAGAAUCCAAUGAUCCGAAGAUGGACAUUUGGCGAGAGAGACCCGAGGAAAAUGAACAAAACCAUUCUGCUGGUGGGGGAGACUGGUACAGGGAAAACCAGCAUCAUCAACACUUUGGUCAACUACCUCCUGGGCAUUAAGUGGGAGGAUAAAGUCUGGUUCGAUAUCACAGAGGAGGUAGAGGUGAAACUGUCUGAAACCAAAACAACCAACAUCACUGUUUAUGAGGUCUUUGUGGAGGAGAACCCAAUCUGCCUCACCAUCAUUGAUACCCCUGGGUAUGCUUAUACAAGAGGGAUGGAAUAUGACCUACUGAUAGCUGAGAAUCUGAACAAGCUGUUCAGAUCUGAGGAUGAGGUCCGCGGCAUCGACGCCAUUGGGCUUGUGGUGCGAUCCACUCAGAACCGACUCACAGCCUCUCAGCGCUACAUCUUCGACGCAAUUCUGUCACUGUUUGGGAAAGACUUGGAGAAAAACAUAGUGCUUUUUGUCACACAUGCAGAUGGGAAGUCCCCCAAAAAUGUACUGGCUGCCAUUUCUGAAGGGAAUAUUCUUUGUGCCAAAAGCGAAUACAACCAGCCUAUCCACUUCUUGUUUGAUAACUGCCAACCUGAUUUGAACAAGGAUUUUGAAAGCCUUCACAAAUCAGCCUGGAACAUGGGCAUGCAGAGUGUUGAAAAAUUCUUCAACUUUUUGAAGACAACUGACAAGAAAAAUUUGCGGUCCACAAGGGGUGUUCUGAGAGAGCGGAAGCAACUAGAGAUUUGCAUCGGCAACCUGGAAGAACGGAUCAAUGCUAUUAACCUUAAGGAAGGUGAAAUCGCACAAAUCAAUGCAGCCAUGGAACAAAACCGUCAAGAUCUGGAAUCAUGCGAGAAGUUACAAUUUGAAGUCGAUGAGCCGUACAGAGAGAAGGUCAACACUGGGCCAAAUCCGAAAAAAUCCAAAAAAGUAACCUCAUGCGAUACGUGUCAGGAGAAUUGCCACUUCCCAAAUUGUUCAGAAAAAUUAAAAUGGUGCAAAGCCAUGAAGAAGAAGUAUUGCACUGUGUGUACUGGCAAAUGCCACUACACUAAGCACACAAAGGAGGCUAAGAUGUACGUCCAGAAGACAAGGAAGGUGAUUAAAGUCAAUGAGGAGCUCAAAACAAAAUAUGAGGAGGAAUAUCAGGAGAAGGUGGAGCUGAAGAACCAAGUCGAGGGCGAGUUGGAAGCCCUGCAAGAGGAGAAGGUGCAGCUGAUGGAGGAGGCCUACCAGAGCAUCCUCACCCUGGAGAGGAUCGCCCUCAAGAGUGACUCCCUCUCCACACUGCUCCAUUUGGACUUCCUGAUCGACAACCUGAAGGAAGCCGGAAACUCGGAGAAAGUCCAGUCACUGGAGGAGCUGAAGACCACUGAGGAGGCCAACAACGCCGCCAUGGUCUACUUAAGGGCAGGCCUGGGAAGAGCAGAGAGGGGUGCACAAGUGGCCAGCCAUGAUGCAAGCUUACCCGAGCAAGAGCAAGACAAGAAUGUCGUGUAUCAGAGCAUCACCCUAGCGAAACCAAAACCCUAUGAAACCGUCAGUGCAGCUCAUAUCAAACCUAGUGUCCUUGAAGCCUUGGCCCAAAUGAAGUCAAAGCCAUAUGAGACCCUCAGUGCAAGUAAGAUGAAGCCUGUCCACACCCUCACCCAAAGCAAACUGAGCAAGAUCAUGGCCAAGAUGGACCAGGAACCCAUCCAUAAGUGACUGUCAUGUUUUUAAGUAAUGUCAAAUAUGUUUAUAAGAGAAUACAUGCUUGAUGUUGUUAUGUGUUUGCUGCUCCUGGGCACACGUUUUUUCAGUUAUGAUGGUCAGCCAUGACCUGUUAAUGACCUGCACCAAGACGCCAAAGAGAUUCGUGGAACAGGGCAUAAGUGAUGUUGACUGUAUAGCUUGUUUGCCUUUGGCUCAAAAAGGGAGGUGUGUGUGUGUGUGUGUGUGUGUGUGUGUGUGUGUGUGUGUGUGUGUGUGUGUGUGUGUGUGUGUGUGUGUGUGUGUGUGUGUGUGUGUGUGUGUGUGUGUCUUACAAGAGGAUAGUCCGAAGUUCAAAGACGCACAAUUUUAGCAGAUUUUACGAACUACACUAGCAUAGCAUACGUAGCCUAGCAUUAACCAGAGCAAUGUUACCAUUGGCGAAUGCAAACACUCACUGAGUGCCCUUUUAAUGCCUAUUGCUAAAGUUUUGCAUACCCACUGUAAAGGGCAAUUCACACCAAGAACGAUAACGAUAACUAUAACCAUAACGAUAAAAGCGUCCACACUGGCCAAUGAUAAGAAAAGUCUCUCCUCAUGUUAACCCUUUCAUGCGCAACGUCCACAUGCAUGGACAGUAACUUUAACUCUGUUUUCUACUUAUUUAUCAUGUUGAUAUACACCAAUCCACUUCAGGGCAGUUUUAGUAGGUCCUUGGCAAUAUAUUAACAAUAUGUAUCAUCUUAUAUUUGGAAUAUUGACUGCUUGAUGACAUCAUCAAUUCAACAUGAGUGACAGUAAUGGCCAUAUGCUGAAUGCUCCAGGCAUAUCUGUAAAAAGCUAGUACUCAAGAAGGCAAAAUCAUGUAAAAAAAAAUAUUAUGCUGUACAGGAGAGUGUGUUGAACAACUCUAUGUUUUCAGAAAUUAAAUCGGAUGUAAAAUGGAGUUUGUAGACCCUAAAAAGCAACUGUCCACGUAUGUGGACGUUGCGCAACAGAGGAGUUAAAUGGCCAAAAAUUAGAUUUUGUAACUAGGACUUUUUUUUUUUUUUUUUUUUUUCAAAUAUGAUUUUAAUUGCUUUAAAUUACAAAGAAACAAA
This is a messenger RNA of Sardina pilchardus (European sardine), 4655 nucleotides long. RefSeq lists its product as uncharacterized. Gene Ontology annotation, molecular function: GTP binding. Bases 1723 to 3570 code for a protein of 615 amino acids. Lineage: Eukaryota; Metazoa; Chordata; Actinopteri; Clupeiformes; Clupeidae. The record is from RefSeq and is a predicted model, not a curated record. The transcript has 3 exons.